AUGUCAUUGAGUCCAAUCCUUGAUUUGAUGAUCCGUCGUUGGAUGGUACUCGUUGAUGUUUAUGAAAACGAGCAAGAAAGAAUGGCCGGGAGAAUCCAAUCCCGUGAAGAACAAAGAGAACACGGGCCUCGUUCACACCUGUCUGCAGGAGAUUUGUUUUUUGUCAAUCGAUCACCUAUUAGAUUUCCCAUGGAGUUAAGUGACAGUCGAAAAACACAGCAACGCCCUCAGAACAGAGUCCCGGAGCCCACAACGAUCCACAACAGUACACGACUGCUGAACAACGAUGAUUCAACAAAAGGAAUGGACAAAGGAAUAACGAUCUAUGCCAAACCAAGAUCAUCGGACAAAAUGGAAAUUUUUCGAUGCAUGGAAUACAAUCCAGUGGCCAGGAUCCAAGUCGUCUCAACUUCACUGAAUUCCUACAAGAAAUUCGCAAAAACCGAAGAGAUCAAGGUCCAAACUGGAAAAGUGGCAUCACUGAAGGAUUGUUCCUUUUCAAGACAAAGUAAUGAUAUGGGUCUCUCGAAGUCGGAUGAGAGUUUAUAG
Molecule: messenger RNA, 549 nt
Organism: Caenorhabditis remanei
Lineage: Eukaryota; Metazoa; Nematoda; Chromadorea; Rhabditida; Rhabditidae
Exons: 4
Coding region: 1-549 (182 amino acids)
Source: RefSeq, a predicted model, not a curated record